CCUACAAAGUACUCACAACCUCGACCCCACGCCAAAAGUCACCUUGAAGUACGCCAAAAUGGCCCAGAAGGGAGAGCAUUUGUUCCAGCGACCUCUCUAUGUGUUUGAUCUGCCUGAGGAACUGCUAGCCACACUCAGCCUCAAGAACCAGCCUGACCGACCCGUACAAGAAACCUCUCCUCCAGCACACUCACCAGCAAACGAACCGUCAGAAAAGGCAGAGACAGAAGACAGCAGCCCCGUAAAGGCCACUUCAUGCAGCCUUUGCGGGCUGAACUUCGCCUCAGUCGCAGAACAGCGCACCCAUAUUCGGUCCGAUCUCCAUGGCUACAAUCUGAAGCAGAGGAUAAAGGGCGCGAAGCCAGUCGGCGAGGCAGACUUUGAGAAGCUCAUCGGGGACUUGGACGAGAGUAUCUCAGGCUCCGAGUCGGACGAGUCGGACGAGGAUGAAGACGAGGAGGACGGGAACAAGCCAAAGGAGUCUACGUCGAGCGCGCUCCUCAAGAAACAGGCUAAGAUUUCGAAUCCAGAAUUCGACGAGUUUGCGUCGAGGAAGAAGCACCAUGGCGCAGGGAAGCCUCCGUUGUUCUGGUUCUCAUCGCCAGCGGUUCCUGAUAACAUGUCACUUGGAGUCUAUCGCGCAAUCUUCACGAACGAAGAGCAGGAAGAAGAGUCACACAUCUUAGAAACAAUACGAAAGAAGCAGCUCUCGCCAACACAGCCGCCAAAAGGCAAGUCUGAUGGUGGUGUGCCUCUCCCUGGAACAGACAUUGGCCCGCACUACUUCCUCUGCAUGAUCGGGGGUGGCCACUUCGCCGCCAUGGUUGUUGCAUUGGCCCCAAAGAUGGGAAAGAAACACACCGGAGUAGACGAGCGGUCAGCAACCGUCAUUGCGCACAAGGGCUUCCACAGAUACACGACUCGACGAAAGCAGGGUGGGUCUCAAUCAGCAAACGACAACGCGAAGGGCAAUGCGCACUCGGCAGGUUCCUCCAUCCGUCGAUACAACGAGACCGCACUCGUCAAUGAAGUGCGUGAGCUGCUGUCGAGCUGGAAGACUAUGAUCGACACCGCAGACCUAGUGUUCGUUCGGGCGACUGGGAGCACAAAUCGACGGACGUUGUUUGGGCCUUACGAGGGGCAGGUACUUCGAAACAAUGACCCACGAAACAGAGGGUUUCCAUUCAGCACUCGGCGAGCGACGCAGAAGGAGCUUAUGCGCGCUUUCGUCGAGCUCACAAGAGUCAAGCAGAGCACCAUCGACGAAGCUGCACUGGCUGCACUGAACGCUCCCCAGACCGACAGCUCUCCCGCAACACCUGCCCCUGCGAAACCAAAGCCUCAGAAGCUAUCCAAGGAAGACGAGGCCAUAACACUGCACACGUCUCAGAUCAUUCCUCUGAUAAGAAGAUCGAAGGUCCCGGGUCUUCUCAACUACCUCAAGACGAACAACAUCCCCCCAACGUUCACCUUUCUACCUGUCAACCACCACACGCCUACGCCCCUCCAUCUCGCCGCAUCCCUCAACUCCGCGCCUAUCGUCACCGCCCUCCUAACCAAAGCAGGCGCAGACCCAACACUCAUGAACGACGACGCCCGAACGCCCUUCACUCUAGCCGGCGACCGCGCAACCCGCGACGCCUUCCGCGUCUCCCGCUCGGAGCUCGGCGAAUCUGCCUGGGACUGGGAGACAGCCGGCAUCCCCGCCGCCCUGUCGAAAGCCGAAGCUGAGAAGCGCGAUGCACAAGACAAAUCGGAGAAGGCAGCACAGGACAAAUCAGAGUCUGAGCGCAGAAAGGCAGAGACGGAGCGGUUGAGGAAGGAAAGCGAGGCGCAAGAGACGAGUAAAAGGGAACAGCGUAUUGGGAAGGGGAAGGCACUGGGGGCGCUGCCUGUUAAGACGGGGGCGGAGCUGAGGGAGGAGGAGGCUAGGGGGUUGACGCCCGAGGCGAGGGCGAGGAUUGAGAGGGAGAGGAGGGCGCGAGCGGCGGAGGAGAGGAUGAAGAGGUUGCAGGGUAAAUAAGCUUGGUACCUAGACCGUCGUGGGAAUCAAGCGAUUCAGUGACACUCCUCGUUUUGAGCGGUGGCGAUUAUUUUAUU
This is a messenger RNA of Dothidotthia symphoricarpi CBS 119687, 2100 nucleotides long. RefSeq lists its product as uncharacterized. Gene Ontology annotation, molecular function: protein binding. The coding region runs from base 59 to 2023 and encodes 654 amino acids. The record is from RefSeq and is a predicted model, not a curated record. The transcript has 2 exons. NCBI's taxonomy places the organism in Eukaryota, Fungi, Ascomycota, Dothideomycetes, Pleosporales, Dothidotthiaceae.